AUGAAGGCAAUAGGGAUCAAGGAAUACGAGGAGAAUGGUGCACUCCUACGUGUCAAGGCAAAUGCCCACAUAUUCUUGGCCAAUUUUACCUCGCUUAUCUCCUCCGACAAUAAGGUUCUCUUUCUGUGGAUAUGGAUUGAACUGCCUUACAUAUGUGAUUUUCAUAUAUUAGCAUCGGCUUUGAUUAAAGGCAAGACAGUAUCACAGGGCAAGCAAAGUGAGAGGAGGUCAGCCAAGAUACAAGGUUUAAUACAGCAUGAACUUACUAUUAAAUAUCCUGAGACUGAGGACUUCUGGACAGCUUUGUGUUCGAGUGUGUCCAAGGCGGCGGCAGCAACCUUUCUCUCGUCGCUCCAGUUUCGGUUCUCAGUCUCUUCUCAGUCUUCACAGCAGGCGGAUUGGAUUAGAACCUGCUGCAACAUGUUCGCCAAAAUGCGGGUAGCGGCCUUGUGUCUACUGUGGCUGCCUUGCGUGCUGUCUCGCCCCACCGAGGAGGCCACAUCAAAGCUCACGUCCUCGGAAGCUGACCCAAUCAAGGUCAAGGAAAUCGAGCCUGACGACGAGCGGCCGCGAAGGUCUCCCCAACAGUGGGGCUUUCAAGUCAUAGACCUCGGAAACCCUUUCGGCUUCCUCGCCAAGGAGAACGAGAUUCCCUUCCAGACCCGAGACAGGUUCACGCCUCCCGAACAGCCGUCCAAGGAAGUCCGUGAGCGCAUGUACGCCUUCCUCCUGCAGCGCGAAGUCCCUCCUCACGUCCACAUAAUCCUCGAGGACGAGCCUUACUUCGGUACCUUCGACCACGCCAAGGCAAUCCUGCGACUUCAGCAUUAUCGAAAAACGAACGACCUCACGCCUCACAUGCUCAAGAGUCUUCGGCCUUUCUUCCCCUUCUACAGCAGCAACUGACGAGCGACCGAGGGCUUCUGUUGCCUCGGUCCGGGAAGCAGCUCAUUAUAAUUAAGUAGGGAUUAGGAAAAGAGAUGUGUAUUUUUUAUUAUCCUUUCGGUACUGUAUAGAUAUGUGUACAAAGGUGUGUUUAUUAAUGGUUCAGAUAUGAUGGCCUGAUCAGUAGAACGGCAGGAGAACCAGCUGCUUGAAUAGCAAGGAGCUUCUUAGGUAUCUCGCCUGUCAUUUUCAGUUCAGAAAAAAAAUUGUACUAGCAAGUCACUUGUAAAGCGUAAAUUCUACGGAGAAUAUUUUCUUCUGCUUGUUAUCAUUAUAGAGAAUACUGGAAGCAUGUUUUUUCACAAUAACAUUCCCCUUUACUAACACAUUCCAGGGAGCGAUUGCCUGUAUAUAUGUGUAAUUGAUCAAUGUCUCAUCUACUUCAUAUUCCCAUCCAUAUGCUGUUAAUCUGCACCGCACUUUGUUUUACGACUUGUCUGGAUUAAAACUUUCUACUUCAUCAAGUUUUGGAAACCGUAUAUAUUUAUCACUCUGUAUAGUGUAUUGUAUAUAUUCUAUAAAAAAGAAAAAAGUGUCAUUGUAUUUUAAAUAUCUUGAUUUCUUUAUAUCAAAUCAACGUAAUAAAAGAAAAACUUAU
This is a messenger RNA of Penaeus indicus, 1543 nucleotides long. RefSeq lists its product as uncharacterized. The record is from RefSeq and is a predicted model, not a curated record. Lineage: Eukaryota; Metazoa; Arthropoda; Malacostraca; Decapoda; Penaeidae. Bases 1 to 906 code for a protein of 301 amino acids. The transcript has 5 exons.